AUGGCUCCUAUUAACCUUGAUUCGUCCAAGCAGUACUAUGCAACCAGUAGUCUUGUCGUCGGUUAUGCUCUAUGUUCAAGCUUGCUCGCUAUUAUAAACAAGUAUGCCAUCACGAAGUUCAAUUUCCCUGGUCUCUUGACCGCACUGCAGUACCUGACUUCUGCACUUGGUGUUUGGGUGCUUGGAAAGAUGGGCUUCCUUUACCAUGACGCAUUUACCUGGGAGACAGCUAAGAAAUUCUUCCCCGCAGCCGCUGUCUUCUACCUUGCCAUCUUCACCAACACUAAUCUUCUGCGCCAUGCAAACGUGGACACCUUCAUUGUGUUCCGCUCCUUGACGCCCCUUCUCGUGGCUGUCGCUGAUACUGCCUUUAGGAAGCAGCCGUGCCCCUCUAAACUGACAUUCCUGUCUCUGGUUACCAUAUUGAGCGGGGCGGUUGGGUAUGUGAUGACUGAUUCGGGAUUCACUCUCACAGCCUACUCGUGGGCCGUUGCUUAUCUGAUUACCAUCACAACUGAGAUGGUCUACAUUAAGCACAUGGUGAUGAAUCUUGGGCUGAACACAUGGGGCUUUGUCCUUUACAACAAUCUACUGUCCUUGAUGAUGGCUCCACUGUUCUGGUUUAUUACAGGGGAGUAUGCAGAUGUCUUUGCAUCUUUUAGCCCAGAUUUAGAUAGCUGGUUUAAAGUGGAUGCUUUUUUGGCGGUCUCUCUAUCCUGUCUAUUUGGAUUGCUCAUCAGUUUCUUUGGGUUUGCUGCGAGGAAAGCAAUCUCAGCCACAGCAUUCACCGUGACAGGUGUUGUCAAUAAGUUUCUUACCGUAGCAAUUAAUGUGUUGAUCUGGGAUAAACAUGCCAGCACUUUUGGGUUGAUGUGCCUGCUCAUUACUAUUGCGGGAGGAGUUCUAUAUCAGCAAUCAGUGACAGGAGCUAGUGUCCCUUCACCCCCACGUGAAUUGCCAUCAAUUGAGCCGGUGAGGGUGGAAGCGCAAAGGGAUUAUGAAGACGACACAUCCGAUAAGGAUUCAAGUGUCUGA
Spirodela intermedia is the source of this 1035-nucleotide messenger RNA. Lineage: Eukaryota; Viridiplantae; Streptophyta; Magnoliopsida; Alismatales; Araceae. The record is from the annotation of a GenBank genome assembly.